GGGAGUGCCUGGGUGUGCCUUUACCUCGCUGGAGAAGAUCUGAACACCACAUUCAAACUGUUCAUCUUGUUACGGGUGCUUUUUCAUGAAUCCUGACCAUCAUAGAAAACAUAUACACCCUGUAUAGACAAAUAACCUCAGAAUUAUUGAUGAUAUUCAGUGGGAUUGGUGUAGACUUGUGAAGCACUGACAGAACACACAGGUCUAUUCAAUACUAUGGCACCUUUCUAUGAAUUAUGUACCUUAAUGCUCCUGGGGAUUGCUCUUGGAAGCAAAGCUUUCAGUCAAAGAGCUGGCUUGACUUUGGAGUGUCUCGGGAAUGUUAUGAAGCUUUCCUUGGAUAGGUCUCUGUCUUUAGGUCGUCAACUGGAAGUGGAAGCCAUCAAUGGUUCACAGGCCGUGAAGUUAACGGAGACCCUGGCGAUUCAGUGUGGCUACAGUAUUGAGUCCGAUCCCUGGGGAAAUUCGAGACUCUACAUGUCACUGCUAAGCUGCUUUGUUCAUAAUCAUGCUGAUGCUGUGUUUGAUAUCGGACUGCGCCUGCAGCUGUACGGUAACCAGAUGUCUGAUGUACUUGAGGUGGAAAAGACGUGCGAAUAUGACCGAUGGGUUUCACGUGAGAUUUUCUGCGAACGAAACUUCAUGGAGGUCUCUGUUCACAGAGUACACCAUGAUAUCAAUAUGCAUAAGCAGCUUGGAGGAGCAGUCUCAGGAAUCAACAGAUUGUCUGCUGAUCAACAGGCCUCUAACACUCUGAGCAAUAUUUGGAGGAUGGUCUUUUACACGCCCAAAGAAAAGGCGAUGAUUUUGGAGGAUGUUCAGAAAGCAGGUUAUGGCGUAUUGAUGACCCCCACACGACUGGUUCUGAGAAGCCCCUAUAACACACCUGAAACUUAUGUUGAGGAUGUGAAUGGUGUGCAAAUGGAGUUCUUACAAGUGAGCACCUACUUAAAGAGGGCGUGGUCUGUAACGAUUAUUGACAGCACCGCCGUCUGUCCAACUGGUGGACUCCAUUUUACUAGCGAACUCAUCACAUGGUAUAUGCCCCAUUACAUUAUGGCUCUGAAGACUGGUCCAGAGCAUCAAAUUCUCGAAAUGUUCAUGGGAAUUAAUGGAAAGAGGCUUAAUCAAACAGAAAUGGAAGCUAAGGGGUAUACCAUGAAGACAACAGAGCUCCAGAUUAUAAUUUCCUUACCUAUCGGUGGACCAGAUGGAUAUUAUAAGAGUAUUGCAGUGGAUUAUGAGUAUCACAUCACUUACAGUAUUGAACCCAUGCUUGAAAUGCUUUGGCAAGAUGGACUUAAGCCUGAACUCACCAGAUACAAAGUCCAUUAUCCUAUUAUUACACCACCAGAGCCUCGGCCGCUCUUAGUUUUAGACAGUAAAUACCCUGCAGACUCUGAAGUGUUCAGUAUAAUGCUGGGUUCCUUUCUUCCCGAUGUGGAGCUGCUAAACAUAACUUUGUCAACUGGAGUGAUUAGUGUAGAAGAGGCCAAUAGAAAAGGGUUUAAUCUACAGGAACACUUGUUUCCUGAUGGCUCCAAGGCUUUCAGCAUUCAUGUGCCUUUCUCUGAUCCUGCUGUCCUAAGAACCAACAUCAACCCAAUGAACAUCGUCUACAGUUUCUCCAUUACCUUCGGUUUAUUAGUCCUUCCUGACUACACUCCCUUUUCUCACUCUGCUGUGGUGGAAGCUACUCGCAAAGACAUCUCAACUCUUACCAUGAAUGGAAUCUGUGAUGAUAAGAACUUCUACAUCACAAUCGGACAGUGGAAACAGGAUGUGCAGUACCGUGUAAGAGUUGGCAUGCGUGACCUCACAGCUGACCUGUAUAAGGAGUACGGUGUUCAGGAAAACGGGACUCACGUGUAUAUGGCCGUGCCUUUCCUGGCACAAGACGUGCUUUUUGAGAAGGCCGAUCUGUCGUCACUGAGGGCUCGGAUUGAUGUAGUGAUAUCGUACAACAGCUGGCAAUUUAAGAACUUCUCCAUGGCUUGCACUUUUCCCUUGAUCAUGACUGAAUGUUUACCCAACGGAUCCAUAACCGCGCUCAUCGUGAAGGUGGAAUCCGCAACCCAGAUGGUCCCGAGCCAGUUAACACUGAGGGAUCCAUCGUGUAAACCUGCCUUCAGCAACAGCCGCUUUGCUUACUUCUCCUUCAACACCAACAGCUGCCAAACCACCAGAACGUUCCACGAAGGCAUCAUGACGUAUCGGAACAGAAUCGCCAUGAGCGAUGGGACAGCUGUCGCCCAGAUGUUGCAGAAUGCUACGAUAAACGGGCCUGAAUAUCGAGUUGGGGUGGUCUGUAACUACAAGCUAACCAAGACCCUGGCUGUGGCCUUCUCCACUGGGCCACAAGCAACUGAACUCCGUGCAGAUCCUGGAUUUGGAGAACUGAAUGUCAGGAUGAGGCUUGCUCAAGAUGCCUCUUAUGGUUCCUUCUACAUAGACGAGGACUAUCCAGUGAUGCAGUAUCUACAGCAUCCUCUGUACUUCGAGGUCGAACUGAUGCAGUCCAUUGACCCACAGAUACACCUGGUCCUGGAGAACUGCUGGGCUUCGGCUAAUCACGGAGGCUCCACGCUGAGCUGGGAUCUCGUCGUGAACGGCUGUGCAAAUCCGGGGGAUCGUUACCGGAUAGUGUUCUACCCAUUCACGGCAGACGCCCGGGUCCCGUUCCCGAGCCACGUGAGACGCUUCCGAAUCGAUAUGUUUACGUUUGUCAAAGACGACAUGCCUCUUCGUGAUCAGAUGCUCAUUAGAUGUGAAACAGUGCUGUGUGACGUUCACCAGACAGACGGCGUCUGUAACAGACGGUGUCCGUCGUCUACGUCUGAAGAUGUCAAACGAGGACGCAGAACCAUGGGACGUGAGCAGCACAGGAUGUGGGUCUCGUCUGGAAAGAUUUUCCUCACCAGCUCGCAGUUGCAGUAAAGUGAAUAAAGUGCUGAGUUUGUGCC
Silurus meridionalis is the source of this 2963-nucleotide messenger RNA. It is a transcript of the gene zpax1, whose product is annotated as zona pellucida protein AX 1. The transcript is spliced from 21 exons. Lineage: Eukaryota; Metazoa; Chordata; Actinopteri; Siluriformes; Siluridae. The record is from RefSeq and is a predicted model, not a curated record. The coding region runs from base 217 to 2937 and encodes 906 amino acids.